CUGCCUUCUAGGUGUUUGUUUAACAUUUCAGCCCCACAGUUUCAUUGCGAACCAGUUUGCUUAUUGAGCAGGAAAAGACUCGGAGCCCCAGACCAGCUGCAUACUACAUCCGUCGUCGUUUCUCCAUGCUUCUUGGCUGCUCACUUAGUGAAGCUGUACUGUAAUGUAACUUUUACGCCCUGAAGCUUCUGCCGAAAACACAUUAUUCAGGGAGAUGAAUUCCGAAAAGUCGAUUUCUCGCGUAACUGUCCACUCUCCUGGCACACAUAGCCGCACUGAAAGUGAACAAAAAAUUUCGAAUGGUUCUUCGCGAGAACAGGAUGCUUCACUUGAUUUCGGACGGAUUCCUACGUCAACUUUGCCACCCACUGCCUCUCCAGCCAAUUCAUCCUCACAUGAUGUUGGGAGCAAUGAAAAUCAUCCCGUGACAGCUGACUUGGUAUCACAAUCUGCCCCAGCCUUUGUGAGUCACUCUGACACACCCUGUGAAGUCAAGGCUGCGGAGGACUCCGUUAGCCCACCAAAACCGCGUUGGCGACGAGUUCAAGAAGAUGGUCAAUGUUUUUAUGUUAACGAAACCACAGACGAAAAGUGGAUACCAGCAACCGAUUCUGGAGGACAAACAUACUACUAUGAAGCCAGAUCACGUAUAUCUGUGUGGACAUUAGACGAUUUUAUUGGUUCUGCGGAUGGCGAGGAUUCAGAAGUUGGUGUUACUGGAGUCGACCCGCAUAACAUUGAUGGAACUCGUGACGAUGUUUCGAUUUCAGCUGGUAUUUCUACUUCCACACAUGUUGGCGGGUCAGACGAUGCUGUCGGUUUGACAGAUUCCCAUAAAGAGAAACGAAUAAGUGGAAACAAGUUUCAAACUGCUGCUCUCCGCCUCUCCUCACUCCGACCGCUGACUAGGCUAUUUUCUGAUGGCCAACCUCUUGAACCACUAUCCCCCAGUCCUGAUGAUCUUGUACAAAAGCCGUCCGCUGUUGCCAGACGCUUUUCACGUAAUCAGAUUACCGCGGAACACAUUAGCGGACCACUGGAAAACAAAUUAUCUCACUUCGAACGUCGUGGUAUUGUCAACCGCACCAAAUACAUUGAAAAUAAUAUCCGCGUGAACAAACGAUGGAGUGAAUGUGUGCUUACUUUAUCGGGUCCGUGGCUCUUUUUCCGAAAGAGAGCUGCUCUACAACAAGGGAAGCUUGAGUUCAAGCUUCACGUUCAAAAGAUUGACUUUUCCGAAGCGACUGAGGUUGUGACGUCCAGGAAACAUGCACUUAUGCUCCAGGAGAAAGAUGAGCAAGGCAACACUAAUGCGUACCUCAUUCAAACGUCAGACGCCAAGUUGAUGAAUUGCUGGAAAGCCGCCAUCGAUUAUGCCAAACAAUUAUUGGACAACGAAGAUCGCCUAACUUACUCUCUUGCAAAGGGUACCCUAAAAAAUUUACCCGAGACUCCUUCCAAAUUGGACAGUCGCUUGACAUCGAGGCUGCGGGAUUUCUUCCGUAGCAGGCCGUCUGCGGAAUCGCUGAGAUCAAGGGGAAUUCUGAAGAAUGAGCCUGUUUUCGCCUCCACGCUGGUGCAAAUUUGUGAAAAUGAAAACUCCGAAGUUCCUCGGUUCAUCGUCUGCGUAGUCCGAGCGAUCGAAGCCAGGGGACUUCACCAUCUUGGUAUCUACCGAGUCAGUGCGAAUGCCGCGGAUGUACAAAAGCUUCGGUGCUGUGUUAACCAGUACAAUUAUUCGCUAAACUCAGAGAAGUGGACACUAGAGGUACUCACUGGUUCUCUGAAACUCUUCUUCCGUGAACUCAGGGAGCCUCUGUUUACAUUCGACGUGUUCCCAAAAAUACAACAGUUGUUUGCUUCAAACAUGUCAGACUCCGAGAUGGUGCCUCGCCUGCAAGAGGUGCUUCGAUCUAUGCCAACCCCACACAUUGUCACUGCAAGAGUAUUAUUCCACCAUUUGUACAGAGUGACACAACACUGCAGUUCCAAUCAGAUGCAUCCGCACAAGUUGGCCCUCAUCUUCGGACCUGGCCUACUACGCCCAGAGGAUGAUUCAGCUCGCAUGGACACAGUGACCACGCUACAGGCCCCAUUCAUUAAUUUCAGUCUUCAGCAUGUCACCGAACUGUUCGGCCCUGUUGUACCCCCUCCAGUGGUCGUUUAA
Dicrocoelium dendriticum is the source of this 2167-nucleotide messenger RNA. The record is from the annotation of a GenBank genome assembly. NCBI's taxonomy places the organism in Eukaryota, Metazoa, Platyhelminthes, Trematoda, Plagiorchiida, Dicrocoeliidae.